AUGUCGUCACCGGAAUCGGUCUUUCUAGAAGAUUUCGGGCAGACGGUUGAUCUCACGCGCCGCAUCCGCGAGGUUCUGCUCAACUAUCCGGAGGGAACCACCGUCCUCAAGGAGCUCAUACAGAACGCUGAUGACGCCGGCGCCACCACCGUCUCGCUCUGCCUCGAUCGCCGCUCCCACGCCGGCGACUCGCUGCUUGCCAACUCCCUCGCGCAGUGGCAGGGACCCGCGCUGCUGGCCUACAACGACGCUGUUUUCACCGAGGACGAUUUCGUUAGCAUCUCCAAGAUCGGAGGGAGCACCAAGCAUGGACAGGCCUCGAAGACCGGUCGCUUCGGGAAGAAGCUGGAAUUUCUGUACUGCAAUGCCAAGCUUCUGAAAAUGAGAUUGACAUGUUGGAAUGUCAUGAUGGUUUCAUUAAUAAACUUAAUGGGGGAUGUUGUUGAAUUUGAAUAUUUGUCAUUACCGGUUGGCUUCAACUCAGUGUACCAUUUGACAGAUCUUCCCUCUUUUGUGAGCGGCAAAUAUGUUGUAUUGUUUGAUCCUCAGGGUGUUUAUCUUCCAAGAGUAUCUGCAGCAAAUCCUGGGAAGCGGAUUGAUUUCACUGGCUCAUCUAUCCUGUCACUCUACAGGGACCAGUUUUCCCCAUAUUGUGCUUUUGGUUGUGAUAUGCAAAGUCCUUUUUCUGGAACUUUAUUCCGUUUUCCUUUGAGGAAUGCAGACCAGGCAGCCAAAAGUAAGCUUUCAAGACAAGCAUAUUUACCUGAAGACAUUUCCUCCAUGUUUGUUCAGCUCUUUGAAGAAGGAGUUUUGACACUUCUCUUUCUUAAGAGUGUGCUGUGCAUUGAAAUGUAUUUUUGGGAUGCUGGAGAACCAGAACCAAAGAAAAUCCAUUCAUGUUCUGUCAGUUCAGUAACUGAUGAUACAGUUUGGCAUCGACAGACACUGCUCAGAUUAUCUAAGCGUUUAAAUACCACUGCUGAAAUGGAUGCAUUUCCGUUGGACUUCUUAAGCGAGAGAAUAAGUGGAGAUAAAGCUGAGAAGCAAACUGAGAGAUUUUAUGUGGUGCAAACCAUGGCCGCCGCUUCUAGUAGGAUUGGAUCUUUUGCUACCACGGCAUCAAAAGAUUAUGACAUUCAUUUGCUGCCAUGGGCAUCAAUUGCAGCAUGCAUUUCUGAAAAUUCACCCAAUGUCUUCAAGAUGGCAUGGGGAAGGGCUCUCCCUAAGUUACCCCUUGACAAUAUUCUUAGGACCGGUCAAGCAUUCUGUUUUCUUCCACUGCCUGUUAGAACUGGCCUUAGUGUACAAGUCAAUGGAUUCUUUGAGGUGUCAUCAAAUCGUCGUGGCAUCUGGUAUGGUGAUGACAUGGACAGAAGUGGAAAAGUUCGUUCUAUCUGGAAUAGGCUUCUUCUGGAAGAUCUCGUAGCUCCUGCUUUUAUGCAUAUGCUACUUGGUAUUAAAGAAUUGCUAGGGCCAACAAACAUUUAUUAUUCUUUAUGGCCUAUUGGAACUUUUGAAGAGCCAUGGAGUAUUUUGGUUAGACAAAUAUACAAUAAUAUUGGUAAUGCUCCAGUUAUGUAUUCAGAUGUCAAUGGAGGAAGAUGGGUAUCACCAAGUGAAGCCUUUCUUCAUGAUGAAAAAUUUACCAAAAGUGAAGACCUCGGUUUGGCUCUGAUGCAGCUGGGAAUGCCAAUUGUGCAUUUGCCUAAUUCAUUGUUUGAUAUGCUUUUACAAUAUAGUUCAAGCAAGGUGGUUACAUCUGGUACAGUACGUCAAUUUCUUAGGGAAUGUGCUACAUUUAAUUAUUUGAGUAGACAGUACAAGCUUCUAUUGCUGGAAUAUUGCCUAGAGGACUUGGUUGAUGAUGAUGUUGGUAAAGAGGCUUAUGAUCUACCUUUACUUCCUUUAGCCAAUGGCAAUUUUGCAUCAUUUUCAGAAGCAUCAAAAGGAGUCUCUUAUUUCAUUUGUGAUGAAUUAGAAUACAAGCUAUUGCAGCCGGUUUCUUAUAGAGUAAUUGAUCAGAACAUUGCUCCCAAUAUGUUGAGCAGGCUCUCUGGUAUUGCAAAGUCUUCAAAGACCAAUGUUAUUCUUUGUAGUAUUCACCAGUUUGCACAGCUAUUCCCUGCAUUUUUGCCAGGUGACUGGAAAUAUAAAAGUAAAGUGUUCUGGAACCCUGACUCUUGUCAAAAGCCAACGUCAUCAUGGUUUCUGUUAUUUUGGCAAUAUCUAGGAAAGCAUACUGAAAUAUUACCACUAUUUAGUGAUUGGCCAAUAUUGCCUUCCACAUCAGGGCAUCUGCUAAGACCUUCUAAGCAAUUGAAAAUGAUCAAAGGAAGCAAUAUAUCUGAUAUGGUAAAGGAUAUCCUUGUAAAAGUUGGAUGUAAUAUAUUGAAUCCAAAUUAUGUAAUUGAACAUUCAGAUAUAUCUAGUUAUGUAUGUGAUGACAGUGCAGCAGGUGUUCUGGAAUCAAUAUUUAAUGCAGUUUCUAGUCCUGAUGUUGUGAAUGCUUCAUUUGAUAGUCUAGUAACUGAAGAAAGAAAUGAACUCCGAAGAUUUCUUCUUGACCCUAAAUGGUAUGUUGGACACUCUAUGGAUGAAUUUAGCAUAAGGUUUUGCAAGAGAUUACCUAUAUUUAGAGUCUAUGGAAGAGAUUCUGUUGAAGAUUUCCAAUUCUCUAUCUUAGAAAAUCCUCAAAAGUACUUACCACCAUUGGAUGUGCCAGAGAUUAUUUUGGUGGGCAUUGAGUUCAUGGUCAAGUCCUCAAAAGUUGAAGAGGAUAUUUUGUCUAGAUGUUAUGGAGUUAAGAGAAUGGGUAAAGCACAGUUUUACAUGCAGCAUGUUUUUAAUAGAGUUGGUGAGUUGCAAGCUGAUGUUCGGGAUAGCAUAAUGUUAUCAGUUCUACAAAAUUUGCCACUUUUGUCCCUUGAAGAUGUAACUAUCAAGGACUCAUUAAAAAAUUUGAAAUUCAUACCGACACUCACUGGUACUCUUAAGUGUCCUUCCGUUUUAUAUGAUCCUGGUAAUGAAGAACUAUAUGCGUUACUAGAAGAAACAGAUAGUUUCCCCACUGGUGCCUUUCGAGAAUCUGAAAUACUUAAUAUUCUACGAGGCCUGGGACUUAGAACUUCUGUUUCUCCAGAUGCUGUUUUAGAAUGUGCUCGAUGCAUAGAGCGUUUAAUGCAUGAGGAUCAACAAAAGGCAUGUUCAAGAGGUAAAGUGCUUUUCUCUUACCUUGAAGUUAAUGCAUUAAAGUGGCUUCCUGAUCAAGAUGUCGAUAAUAAAGGAGCAGUUAACCGAAUAUUGUCACGAGCGACAACUGCAUUUAGGUCUCGCAACACAAAAUCUGGUCUUGAAAAAUUUUGGAAUGACCUACGGCUGAUUUCCUGGUGCCCAGUUUUAGUCACUACUCCUUUUCAAUCAUUACCAUGGCCAGUUGUAUCAUCAAUGGUUGCUCCUCCAAAACUUGUAAGGCCACUGAAUGAUUUGUGGCUUGUCUCAGCUAGCAUGCGGAUAUUGGAUGCCGAAUGUUCUUCCACAGCUUUAUUGUAUGGCCUGGGAUGGAUGUCUCCACCUGGAGGAGGUGUAAUUGCCGCACAGUUACUAGAGCUUGGGAAGAACAAUGAAAUUGUGUCUGAUCAAGUUCUUAGGCAGGAGUUAGCCUUGUCAAUGCCGAGAAUAUACUCAAUACUGACUGGAAUGAUGUCUUCAGAUGAGAUUGAGAUUGUAAAAGCUGUUCUUGAAGGAUGUCGAUGGAUUUGGGUGGGGGACGGAUUUGCAACUUCUGAAGAAGUUGUUCUAGAUGGUCCUCUUCAUUUGGCUCCAUAUAUUCGUGUUAUCCCAGUUGAUUUGGCAGUUUUCAAAAAAUUGUUUCUAGAACUUGGUAUUCGUGAAUAUUUGCAACCUGCUGAUUAUGCAAAUAUUCUUCAUCGGAUGGCACUUAGAAAAGGAUCAUCUCCACUUGAUACACAGGAGAUAAGGGCUGUCACGCUAAUUGUGCAUCAUUUAGCUGACGUUUAUCAUCAUGAACAAAAGGUCCAGCUCUAUCUGCCAGAUGUGUCAGGUAGACUAUUUCUUGCUGGUGACUUGGUUUAUAAUGAUGCCCCCUGGCUGCUUGGUUCAGAUGAUCCCAAUGGCUCCUUUGGAAAUGCACCAACUGUGGCUUGGAAUGCAAAGAGAGCAGUUCAGAAAUUUGUGCAUGGAAAUAUUUCUAAUGAUGUAGCAGAAAAGCUUGGAGUCUGCUCUCUUCGACGGAUGUUGCUGGCCGAGAGUUCAGAUUCAAUGAAUUUUGGCUUGUCUGGAGCUGCUGAGGCUUUUGGGCAGCACGAGGCUUUGACUACGAGGCUUAAGCAUAUACUUGAAAUGUAUGCUGAUGGACCUGGGACCCUAUUUGAGCUGGUACAAAAUGCAGAAGAUGCAGGAGCUUCUGAAGUAAUAUUUCUUUUGGAUAAUUCUCACUAUGGGACUUCUUCUGUUCUUUCUCCUGAAAUGGCUGAUUGGCAAGGCCCUGCUCUAUACUGUUUCAAUGACUCAGUUUUUAGUCCGCAAGAUCUUUAUGCAAUAUCUCGUAUUGGUCAAGAAAGUAAACUGGAGAAGGCUUUUGCUAUUGGAAGAUUUGGACUAGGAUUUAAUUGCGUCUAUCACUUUACAGACAUUCCUAUGUUUGUUUCUGGAGAAAAUAUUGUAAUGUUUGACCCUCAUGCCAGCAAUUUGCCUGGGAUUUCUCCUUCGCACCCUGGCUUACGAAUUAAGUUUGUGGGACGGCAGAUUUUGGAGCAAUUUCCUGAUCAAUUUUCCCCAAUGCUACAUUUUGGCUGUGAUUUGCAGCAUCCUUUUCCUGGUACACUAUUUCGAUUCCCUCUUAGAACUGCAGGUGUUGCCUCCCGAAGCCAAAUCAAAAAGGAAAUUUAUACACCUGAAGAUGUCAGAUCUCUUUUCGCUUCUUUUUCUGAGGUUGUUUCUGAAACAUUACUUUUCCUGCGCAAUGUGAAAUCUAUCUCUAUUUUUGUGAAGGAAGGAACAGUGAAUGAAAUGUGCCUACUGCACCGUGUAUGCAGAACCUGUAUUGGUGAGCCUGAAAUUGGAUCUGCUGAAGGCCAGGAUGUGUUCAACUUCUACAAGGAAAGUAGACGUGUUGGAAUGAAUAGAGUUCAGUUUCUGAAGAAACUAAGCCUAUCCAGUGGUAGAGAUUUGCCUUAUAAAUGCCAGAAGAUCCUUAUUACAGAGCAAAGCCCAUCUAGUCGCAAUUCACACUAUUGGAUAACCACAGAAUGUUUAGGUGAUGGGAAUGCUCAAAAGAAAACAUUUGAAACAGCCAAUAGUAACUGUUACAAUUUUGUUCCUUGGGCAUGUGUUGCUGCAUAUUUGAAUUGUGUUAAGUUUGAUGUUGACCUGGUUGAAGGUUCAAAGGUGGAGGAUGAUUGCAUGGCUUCUCCUGAUUUGUUUCAAAGUGUUAGUUUGCCUAACCAUCUGAUGGAAAAUUUUGAAGGUCGUGCAUUCUGCUUUUUACCUUUACCAAUCAAUACUGGUCUUCCUACUCAUGUAAAUGCAUACUUUGAAUUAUCAUCAAAUAGAAGAGAUAUCUGGUUCGGCUCUGAUAUGACUGGAGGUGGAAGAAAACGCUCAGACUGGAAUAUUUACCUCCUUGAAAAUGUUGUUGCCCCUGCAUAUGGUCGUUUGCUUGAGAAGAUAGCAUCAGAGAUUGGCCCUUGCAAUUUGUUCUUCUCAUUAUGGCCAGCAACGUUAGGUUUAGAACCUUGGGCAUCAGCAGUAAGGAAACUCUAUCAAUUUGUUGCUGAGUUUAAUCUCCGUGUAUUAUAUACUGAAGCUAGAGGAGGUCAGUGGAUUUCAACCAAACAUGCUAUAUUUCCUGAUUUUACUUUCCCCAAGGCAGCUGAUCUUAUAAAAGCGCUAUCUGGGGCUUCUCUACCUGUCAUCACACUUCCCCAGACACUUUCUGAAAGGUUUAUGGAAAUCUGUCCAUCAUUGCAUUUUCUGACACCAAAGUUGUUACGGACCUCUUUAAUCAAAAGGAAGCGCGAAUUCAAAGACAGGGAUGCAAUGAUUCUGACUCUUGAAUAUUGCUUAUAUGACUUACAAAAAUCCUUGCAGUGUGAUGCCCUAUGUGGCUUGCCCUUGUUACCAGUUGCAGAUGGUUCCUUUACAUCAAUUGAUAUGAAGGGAGUUGGGGAAAGAGUUUACAUUGCACGUGGUGAUGAAUAUGGCCUUUUGAAAGAUUUCAUUCCACAUCAACUUGUAGAUAGUGCUAUUCCAGAAGAAGUCCAUAGAAAACUUUGUUACAUUGCCCAAACAGAUAGCACAAACAUUUCUUUCUUGUCAUGCCAAUUGCUUGAGAAACUUCUUGUGAAAUUACUUCCUGUAGAGUGGCAACAUGCUCGACAAGUAAGUUGGACUCCUGGUAUUAAUGGCCAACCAAGUAUAGAAUGGUUGCAACUACUGUGGAACUAUCUUAAAUCAUAUUGUGAUGAUCUUAUCCUUUUUUCUAAAUGGCCUAUAUUGCCAGUUGGGGAUGACUGCCUGAUGCAGUUAAGACAAAAAUUGAAUGUGAUAAGAAAUGAUGGAUGGAGUGAGAAGAUGUCUUCUUUAUUAGUUAAGGUUGGAUGUUUAUUCUUGAGAUGUGAUCUGUUAUUGGAUCACCCUAAAUUGGAAUACUUUGUGCAGCCGGCAACAGCAAGAGGUGUAUUAAAUGUGUUUCUGGCAAUUGCUUGGGAACCACAGAAGAUUGAGGGGAUCUUUACUGAUGUAUCCGAAGGGGAGCUUCAUGAACUCAGAAGUUUUAUUCUCCAAACAAAAUGGUUCUCUGAAGAGCAUAUUGAUGACACACAUAUUGAAAUCAUCAGACAUCUUCCAAUAUUUGAAUCGUACAAAAGCAGAAAACUUGUAAGUUUGAGUUAUCCUAUUAAAUGGCUUGGUCCUACUAGUGUUUCUGAAGAUCUUUUAAAUGAUAACUUCAUUAAAACUGAAUCGGAAAUGGAGCGGGUGAUUAUGAAAAGGUAUUUAGGGAUGAAAGAACCAACCAAAGUGGAAUUCUACAAUGAUCACAUUUUCAGUAACAUGUCAGAGUUCCUUUCGAAGCAAGAAGUUGUUUCAGCUAUUCUGCAUGACGUACAACAUUUGAUUAAAGAGGAUCUCUCUCUCAAGUCUUCAUUCUCAUGUGCACAAUUUGUUCAGGCAGCCAAUGGAUCUUGGCAACAACCAUCUAGGUAA
This is a messenger RNA of Sphenostylis stenocarpa, 7224 nucleotides long. Lineage: Eukaryota; Viridiplantae; Streptophyta; Magnoliopsida; Fabales; Fabaceae. The record is from the annotation of a GenBank genome assembly.